Ctenocephalides felis (cat flea) is the source of this 1338-nucleotide messenger RNA. RefSeq names its product pyruvate carboxylase, mitochondrial-like. Lineage: Eukaryota; Metazoa; Arthropoda; Insecta; Siphonaptera; Pulicidae. Gene Ontology annotation, cellular component: cytoplasm. The record is from RefSeq and is a predicted model, not a curated record. Gene Ontology annotation, biological process: gluconeogenesis; pyruvate metabolic process. The transcript is spliced from 9 exons. Gene Ontology annotation, molecular function: ATP binding; pyruvate carboxylase activity. Bases 7 to 1284 code for a protein of 425 amino acids.
GCUAAGAUGUUAAUAACAGCUAUUCGAGACAAGCAUCCCCAUGUUCCAAUUCACAUUCAUACCCACGAUACUUCUGGAGCAGGAGUCGCUUCCAUGUUGGCUUGCGCAGAAGCAGGUGCUGAUGUAGUUGAUGUAGCUGUCGACAGCAUGUCUGGUAUGACUAGUCAACCGAGUAUGGGUGCAGUUGUAGCCAGUUUACAAGGAACCAAAUUGGAUACAGGACUACAACUAAAUGAUAUAUCUGGGUAUUCUGCAUAUUGGGAGCAGACGCGGACGUUAUAUGCGCCUUUCGAAUGCACCACGACAAUGAAAAGUGGAAAUGCUGACGUAUAUUUGAAUGAAAUUCCUGGAGGUCAAUAUACAAACUUACAGUUCCAAGCAUAUUCAUUAGGUUUAGGUGAAUUCUUUGAAGAUGUGAAAAAAGCAUACAGAGAAGCUAAUCUUCUUCUAGGAGACAUAAUUAAGGUAACACCUUCAUCUAAAGUUGUUGGUGACUUAGCUCAAUUCAUGGUACAGAAUAAAUUGAAUGCUCAACAAGUAAUGGAAAAAGCAGAAGAUCUAUCAUUCCCUAAAUCAGUGGUUGAAUUCUUGCAAGGAUCCAUUGGUACCCCUCAUGGAGGUUUCCCUGAGCCAUUUAGAUCUCGAGUCCUGAAGGACAUGCCAAGAGUUGAAGGACGUCCUGGUGAAUUUUUACCAGAUUUUGAUUUUAAGAAAUUGAAGACUGAUUUACAAGAGAGUUUUCCUGAUGUUACUGAUCGUGAUGUUAUGUCAGCAGCCCUGUAUCCAGAAGUCACCAACGAUUUCUUACAAUUCAGAGAUGAGUAUGGAUCCGUCGAUAAAUUAGAUACAAGAAUAUUUUUAACAGGCCCAAAGGUUGGUGAGGAGUUUGAUGUUCAAAUUGAAAAGGGAAAGACUUUAGGAAUUAAAACAUUAGCUAUGGCAGAAGAUUUAACUCCAAGUGGAGAACGAGAAGUAUUCUUUGAAAUGAAUGGUCAAAUGAGAUCAGUCCUCAUUAGAGAUAAAGAAGCUGUCAAGGUAAUGCAUGUGCAUCCCAAAGCAGCAAAAGGAAACAAAAACCAAGUUGGUGCUCCAAUGCCUGGUGCUGUAAUUGAUAUUCGAGUUCAAGUUGGAGAUACUGUGGAAAAAGGUGCGCCAUUAGUUGUUUUAUCAGCUAUGAAAAUGGAAAUGAUAGUACAAGCCCCAAUUGCUGGAAAAAUUAAGGAAAUAGAAAUUGAAAAGGGCAUGAAAUUGGAAGGAGAUGACCUUUUGAUGACAAUUGAAUGAGUGUAUAAAUGAUGUGAAAUAUUAUUUAGUUAGGAAUAGUUAAAUAGUUGUUAA